Monosiga brevicollis MX1 is the source of this 852-nucleotide messenger RNA. RefSeq lists its product as uncharacterized. The annotation marks the transcript as partial. Gene Ontology annotation, cellular component: Rab-protein geranylgeranyltransferase complex. The transcript is spliced from 4 exons. The record is from RefSeq and is a predicted model, not a curated record. NCBI's taxonomy places the organism in Eukaryota, Choanoflagellata, Craspedida, Salpingoecidae. Gene Ontology annotation, molecular function: Rab geranylgeranyltransferase activity. Gene Ontology annotation, biological process: protein geranylgeranylation.
ACUGCCUUGCACUUGCUGGGCCAACCCGAGGCGCUGGACCGCCGCGCCAUCCUUGCGUUUGUCGAGCAGUGCUUCGAUGAAACGAGCGGUGGCUUCUCAUGCGCGCCCGACAAUGACCCUCACCUACUGUACACACUCUCUGCCAUCCAAAUCCUUUGCACCUACGACGCCAUGGAGGACCGCUACGCAGCCGGGGCCACUCGCUUUGUCGUUGCCCUCCAGAAGGCCGAUGGCUCUUUUGCUGGUGAUCGCUGGGAUGAGAUUGACACUCGUUUCUCCCUCUGUGCCCUGGCCACCCUUAAGCUACUCGGGACCAUGGAUCAGCUCAACCUCGAGGCUGCCGUCGACUACGUCCUGCGCUGUAUGAACUUUGAUGGUGGUUUUGGCGUCAGCCCAGCGUCGGAAAGCCAUGCAGGACAAAUCUUUUGCUGCGUGGGUGCACUGGCCAUAGCAGAUGAAUUAGCUCGUGUUGACGAUCAACUCCUAGGCUGGUGGCUCGCCGAACGACAGCUCCCCUCUGGUGGAUUCAAUGGCCGCCCGGAAAAAUUGCCUGACGUCUGCUAUUCUUGGUGGGUUCUUUCUGCCAUGAGCUGUCUCAAUAAACUUGACUGGAUUGAUCAGGAUCAGCUUCGUGCCUUCAUCUUAGCCUGCCAAGACGAUGAAACGGGCGGUAUUGCCGAUCGGCCUGGUGACAUGGUAGAUCCCUUCCACACACAUUUUGGUCUAGCAGGUCUCUCUCUGCUGGGUGAGCCGAGUCUGGCGCCCGUAAACCCCAUUUUCUGCAUGCCACAGGCUGUCAUUGAUCGGGUUUUGGGCGAUAAGCAACCCCGUCUGCUGCGCAGCGGCAAAUGA